Pseudoliparis swirei is the source of this 2458-nucleotide messenger RNA. RefSeq names its product secreted frizzled-related protein 1a (gene sfrp1a). The record is from RefSeq and is a predicted model, not a curated record. Gene Ontology annotation, molecular function: Wnt-protein binding. The transcript has 3 exons. Bases 229 to 1158 code for a protein of 309 amino acids. Gene Ontology annotation, biological process: non-canonical Wnt signaling pathway; negative regulation of canonical Wnt signaling pathway; canonical Wnt signaling pathway. NCBI's taxonomy places the organism in Eukaryota, Metazoa, Chordata, Actinopteri, Perciformes, Liparidae.
ACUCUCGCAGGAGCCAGACGCACCAACGGAGCGCGACGGGGGCUGCAGCCAGAGGAGAGAGAGCCUGUGGACUUUACGCACAUUCAUCAGCACAGCUCAUGCAGUUUCUCUCUUUUGUACCCCCCUCCCCCACACACACACACUUUGUUUCUACUUUGAAUUUCUUCUUGAAGUAAGUGUUGUCCUUAAUCUAAUUUCUGCAACAACAACAACAACAACAACAAAACGAUGAGGUCAGCUCCUGGAUCCUUCUGGAGGAUAAUCCGACUGGCCGCGACAGUGGCGCUCAUCUCGGUGAGCAGCGCAUCAGAGUACGAGUACCUCAGCUGGAAGUCGGACAUGUAUACCGGCGGGCGCAGCUACGGCAAGCCUCCCCAGUGCGUGGACAUCCCGGAGGACCUGCGGCUGUGCCACAACGUUGGCUACAACCAGAUGCUGCUGCCCAACCUGCUGGAGCACGAAACCAUGGCGGAGGUGAAGCAGCAGGCCAGCAGCUGGGUGCCCCUGGUGCACAAGAACUGCCACCCAGGCACGCAGCUUCUCCUCUGCUCGCUGUUUGCGCCCGUGUGCUUGGAGCGGCCCAUCUACCCGUGCCGCUGGCUGUGCGAGGCCGUGCGGGACGGCUGCAUCCCCAUCAUGGAGGCGUUCGGCUUCCCCUGGCCGGAGAUGCUCACCUGCGACAAGUUUCCGCAAGACGAAGUGUGCAUUGCUAUGACGCAGCCCAAUUCCACCGAGGCCACCAAAGCGACAGGUUUCUCUCCCGUCUGCCCUCCGUGUGACAACGAAAUGAAAACAGACGCCAUGCUCGAGCACAUGUGUGCCAGCGAGUUCGCUUUCAAGACCAAGAUCAAGGAGGUGACGCGAGAAAACAUGGACCGCAAGGUAACCCUGCAGAAGAGGAAAAAGAUGUUGAAAGAGGGCAACCUGAAGAAGAAGGACAUGAAGACGCUGGUGUUGUACCUUAAGAAUGGCGCGGACUGCCCCUGCCAGCAGCUUGACAACCUGGGGAACCAGUAUCUAAUCAUGGGCCGCAAAGUGGAUAAGCAGUACCUUCUCACAGGCAUCCACAAGUGGGACAAGUCCAGCAAGGAGUUCAAAAAGGCCAUCAAGAAACUCAAGACCUACAAAUGCCCCGCCUUUGAGAAUGUCUUCAAAUAAAAUGACCCCCCCGCCCCCACUUUUGGUCACAUCUCAUUCUACAUAUGAACUUGCACAAGCAUUCAAAAUCCCAAACUUUGCUUUCUAUUUUCCUGUUUACAUAUCGAUCUAUCUUUGUAUAUUUACAGAUGUUUGAAAUGUCCAUUAUUAUGUUUGAAUUGAUUGUGGUGUGUGAUGACACCACAAAAAAGGGUUGGGUUUAUUAUUUUUCUUCUUAAGAAAAGUUAAUCGUAGUAGGUCUAAAAGCCCUUCCUCACUGAAAUAAUUUUCACUAUAUGUAGAUACUUUGUUACACUCAAUUUACAGGUCAAUGAAUUUGCUGCAUUGUUGGAAUUUUAGAAUAAAAUGUUGCUUCAUUAGCUGGAAUAGAGGAUUGAUACUACUCUCAUGUCAGGACCAUGAAUCUGAAGCUAGAAUCAGCAGGCUGUUAGCUUAGCCUAGUAAAGGACAAGAAGCAGAUGUAAACUGCUAACCUGGUUUUAUACAAAAGUACAAACCCUUAAAUUGUAGAGUUCUUUUUACAGAUUUAACUAAUUCCAUAAUGUUUUAAUUAGUUCGCUGUAUAGCUGCUAGGAGGCAGACCAGAGCCAGGCUAGCUAAUUGCUACUAUAAGCUUAACCAUCUGCAAGCUCUAGCUUCAUUUUUAAGAAACAGACACGAACGUGGUAAUAAUCCUCUUAUCUAACUCUCAGCAACAGAAAUGUUAUUUUACAUCUAUCUCAUUGUGAUAAUGUAAUUAUAAAUCAUAAAACUUGUGAUUAGUCGACUUAAUUGGCAGUUGCAGGCACACAAAUUGGGCAACAGAGCAGCGCCUCAAAGGGUUCAAGUUGAAUAACUUAUUGACUGCUUGAUGAGAAGAAGCCGCCUUCUGAUUGUUUUUGCAAAUUUUUUGAUCAUCAUUUUUUUCAUAAUUUCCUUUCCCAUUUCUUCAUUUUAAUGUUACAUUUAUUUGCGUUUUUUGGAAUGUCUUAAGAGAAUAACCACCAAUCUGCAUCACAAAUGAACAUGUAGGCCUGUGAGAUGGAUUUUCUUCUUUUCUUGUUGCUGCGCUGUCACAUGACAUUUGGCUAAAUAUAUAUAUUUGUUAAAAAUAUAUAAAAAAUGUAUUGUAGUCACACAUGCUUAAAAAUGCAAAAAUGUUCAAUGUGCAAAUAUUUUCAACUCAUUUAGUAAUUUUGUACUGUUUUUUCUGCUCAACGGUUGAUGGUCUUGCACUAUAUUGUUUCACAUUUGAAUGUCAGCAGCGGAUUGAUGCCUAUUACAUGUACAUACACAUUUUACAUAAAUAUGAAAAAGUGAA